AUGCAAUUUUGUCAUAUAUCAUAUAUAUAUCCAAUAGAAUCAUCACAAUGGACGCCUGGACAAUAUCCUGACUUACGAGGUCCUUCCGUCAAUCAGUGUAUUAGCCAAUUACCUCAUAAUAAGCAACACUUAUAUUUAUGUGAUCCUGAUCGAAUACUCAAUAAUAGCCAAGCUCAAACCAUUAAUCGUUUAUUAUAUGAUUUGGCUGUUGGAACGCCAUGUCAUUGUCAACGACGAUCACAAUGUACAACAGGAAUAGCUGGAACAUCAUCAGAAGGUUUCCAUGGAUUUGUUGUUUCUGUUGCUAUUGUUAAGAAUUUGCAAAUGCAAAUGCAUUCUCCAAGUGAAGCUCAGUUAACUGAACGAGCAGAAGCAUUUUGCAAAGCAUUAGAAGGGCGAUGGGCGUUAGGUGAUUGCGGUAAUUCAGUCAUCAUAUUCGUCUGGGAGCAUUAUAAGAAAAUGAUCAUAUGGCCAGCACGAUUAGCUGAACGAUAUAUAACAUCAGAUGAGCGUCGUCGUAUUCUGACGGACGUCAAUGAAUUCGCUCAAACAGAUCAAUGGUCUAAAGCAUUAACUCAAGUCAUUUCUGAGUUGAGGAAAGAGCUUAACGGCGAGCCAAUGGAUCGUGUUGACACGGGAACCUUAUCAUUGGUGGUAGCUGUUGGAGUAGCUGUCUUACUCACAUGCCUAAUAACAUGUUGUGUAUGUGCAUUCCGUUGUUGUGGCAAUCUACGUGGAGACGAUUGGCCAAGAGGAGUUCAACGAGCUGUUGAGCGUGUUGAUAGUCUACGUGCUUCAGUCAUACGACGUGGAUCAUCAUUACAAAGGUCAAUCAGCCGUUCACCAAAGUUUGGAAACAAUCCAAAUCGUUUUUAUUCUCCUGACACAACAAUGGUCUGA
Auanema sp. JU1783 is the source of this 900-nucleotide messenger RNA. Lineage: Eukaryota; Metazoa; Nematoda; Chromadorea; Rhabditida; Rhabditidae. The record is from the annotation of a GenBank genome assembly.